Molecule: messenger RNA, 925 nt
Organism: Striga asiatica
Lineage: Eukaryota; Viridiplantae; Streptophyta; Magnoliopsida; Lamiales; Orobanchaceae
Source: the annotation of a GenBank genome assembly
AUGGCAGUUCAAGGUUUUCUUGUUGCUGCGGUUGUUGUGACAGCGUGUCUUGCCGCCAACUGUGGCAGCACAACCUUCUCUUCUCUUCCGGCUACUCUGAUUGUAUCGGCCUCAACCAAACAAGGACAAGAUUUUCUAGUUGCUGCGGUUGUUGUUACUGCGUGCCUUGCCGCCAACUGUGGCGGCACAACCUUCUCUUCUCUUCCGGCUACUCUGUUUGUAUCGGCCUCAACCCAACAUAGACAAGUUCUCAAAGCUGGAGAAGACAACAUAACAAUAACAUGGUCACUCGACCUGAGCCUCCCAUCCAAAACCGAUUCAGCCUACAAAACCUUAAAAAUCAAGCUCUGUUUUGCGCCAAUUAGCCAACAAGACCGAGGAUGGAGAAAAACCGAGGACGAUUUACGAAAGGACAAAAGUUGCCAACAUAAUGUAAUUACCAAGCUAUACAAUCGAGCCAACAAUAAUUUCACAUGGACUGUCGGGAAAGAUGUGCCGAGCGCGACAUAUUUUAUUAGGGCUUACGUGCUCGACUCUUCUGGUAAAGAGGUGGCCUACGGUCAGACAACUGACGAUCAGAAAAAAAGUAAUUUGUUUGAAAUCCGAGCGAUCUCAGGGCGCCAUGUGUCGGUCGAUGUUGCCUCGGCUUGCUACUCGGGUUUUGCCGUCUUUUCAUUGGUUUGGUUUUUCUACUUGGAGAAGAAGAAGGCUAAUAAUAGGGCCUCUCAGCAGAAUUGAGGUGCUCUUUGCAAUUCAAAGUAGUUUUUAGAGCUUCUAGUUUUAUGUUGAUCAGCACAUUAAUAACUGCAUAAUUUACAUGUUGAUUAUAUAAGUUAGUAAUUUGAUUACAAUUAUUGUCGAAUUCAUAGUAUUAGCUAUGAAUGUUUCAAAAUUUCCUGGCCUUGUUCGACCUGAAACAACAAAA